AGACUGCUCAGCGCCCCCGAGUCAGUACCAGUCCGCAUUCCGCAGCGUACGCACCUAUCGCUGGCAGUCGCUGCCUGAAGCUGACUUGGACUCCUUACCUUACCCUCCCUUCCCCUACGCCUCUCCCUCGCUCUCCCCACACUCACUCCUCUCUUCCCUCAUCACCACGAGCCAACACAACCUGUCUUGUGCCACUCAGACGACACGUGUAGCGUAGUUAAGGCGCCUCUUAGCCUCUGACACUCGCAGACAUUCAGCACUGGAGCCUAGUUCUUAGUCCUGGAACGUAGACAUUUGUUUACAGGGAAGCACCGGUGUACCGUAGCUGGUCCAGGUAACAUGUAGUUACCAUUAUAACACUACAAGUCUGGUUUCAGUGCAGUGUUGGUGCUUGUAAAAGGCGGGGGGUUGGUGGAGAGCAAGACAGGUGGAACUGUGAUAAACAUACGCCAGAUAACGUUUGUCACCUCAACUCGACCCUGACAAUGAACUUUACAAUCACAAACUGCUUGAUAUGUGCCAGGUGUACUUUGAAGAAAAUGCUAGUAACUUGGUAAAGCAGUAUGGAGGGAGUGGAAGAGAGAGAGAGAGCAUGAUAUGUGACAUUGCGAAGAGCCUACACAUAUACCCAUCACCACUAAUAUCUCUGCCAGUGACCCCAGCAGGAAGCAGUCAACACGAAGGAUCAGGAAUGCCGACGUCAUGAAGGAGAACACGACGACCUGGAAAAGCAAUCAUCAUUGACUGAAGUGUGAGAGACGACGCCGCCAGCAGCAGCAGCAAGUAGCACUCACCACAACUCUGAAUUAGGUAGAAAACAAAGAGAACCCAGACAAAAUACUUAAUGUGAUUGUAGCACUACAGAUAUUCAGAGGCUUCAUAGUCGAAAAGAAGUUCCUACAUUCAAUAAAUAAUGCUAGAGUUAUUUAUAUAGUGUGGUGGAGCUCAUUAGAUAACGCUAGAGCUCAAUAGAUAACGCUAGAGAUCAAUAUAUAACGCUAGUGCUCAAUAGAUAACGCUAGAGCUUAAUAAAUAACGCUAGAGCUUAAUAAAUAACGCUAGAGCUUAAUAGAUAAAGCUAGAGCUCAAUAGAUAAAGCUAGAGCUCAAUAGAUAAAGCUAGAGCUCAAUAGAUAACACUAGAGCUCAAUAGAUAACGCUAGAACUCGGUAGACAAGGUUAAGCCUAUACCACAAUGGAAGUCACUUGUCCAUUACAAGAGAAAGUGCGGAACAGAGAAUGCUUUUGCCCAUAUAUAAUACCAUAGAAUUCAACAGAAACCGUCAGAAAUCUUUACAAAAAUACCAUAGACACAGAGGUAAUUAGCGAAUGACAAACUUAACUGGAAAUACAAUCAAUAUAAAAACGAAUUGUAUACUGGAAAGCACCAUAGAUCUCUGAAAAAACUGAGAUUCUGGAAUUAACUGUAAAUAUAGGAAAAGCGCCAACAUUCUAAUUACUUUUUCGCAAUCGACAACAAUCACUGGAAACCAAACUAUGUAACUCUAAAAUCCAUUAGUAGUAUCUAUUAACCAAAAUACAGACCUAAAGCAAAGAAACCCAACUCGAAAACGUUAGAAACUCGUUAGCGGAGGACAGAGACUUAUCAGCUGCCACCAGUAGCGAGUUAGCGGAGGACAGAAACCCAUCAACUGCCACCAGUAGCGAGUUAGCGGAGGAUAGAAACCCAUCAACUGCCACCAGUAGCGAGUUAGCGGAGGACAGAAACCCAUCAGCUGCCACCAGUAGCGAGUUAGCGGAGGACAGAAACCCAUCAGCUGCCACCAGUAGCGAGUUAGCGGAGGACAGAAACCCAUCAGCUGCCACCAGUAGCGAGUUAGCGGAGGACAGAACCAGUAGCGAGAAUCCCAAAGCGUCCUGCGCCCUUGCGAUGCUGUCCACCCCCACCACCGAGGUCCCAGGGAUCAUGGAGCCAACGGCACAGUCCCUCAUGGCUCCCACAUGUUCCAACAUGACGUGUAGUGGAGGUAUAAACUGCACUGAAAAUAACCCCGGAGCAACCAUACUGUCCCCCAUACUCCUGAGCAUGACAGGAGUGACAGGACAGGUGUGGGCUCUGUGUUACCUAUACGGCAGCAGCGCCAGGCGACACAACGCCCGCACAGUGUUCUAUGUCUUCCUCUGCACGCUCAUCUGGACAGACUUCCUGGGCAAGAUGCUCACGACGCCUCUCGCUAUCAUCUCCUACGCUGUUGGUCGCUGGGUGGGCGGGAAGGCGAUGUGUGACUACCACGGCUUCACUAUGGUGCUCUUCAGUCUGCUCACACACUUCACCGUCUCCACCAUGGCCAUCGAGAGGUUCCUGGGCAUCUGUCAGGGAUACUUCUACAGUCGCAACGUCACCCCUUCACGCUGUAGGUAUCUGAUGAUCUGCAUCUGGGGGUCGUGCAUGGUGUUCAGUCUGCUGCCGCUCUUCGACGUGGGGGAGCUGUACCUGCAGUACCCAGGCACCUGGUGCUUCGCCAACAUUCACCUGUGUCCGGACUCCACGCCCCUCCGUCACCGCCUCUACACCAUCGCCCUCGGGGUCAUCAACAUCACCAACCUCCUCAUCAUUGUCUCCUGCAACGUCGUCGUCGUUGGAACACUGCUGAGGAUGAGGCUGUCUCGCCAGCUGCCGGCCAGACUGUGUCAGCCCCACCGCUCCAGGAAGCACAGUGAUCACGAGCUGCAGAUGGUGGUGCUGUUGGUGGUGAUCACCUGCGUCUUCGUUACGUCGUGGGCGCCCCUGGACAUUAUCAUCGUGUCCAACCAGCUGUGGAAGCCCCACCUGAAUACAAAAGAUCACAUCCACGAGCUGAUCGCCGUUCGCUUGGCUUCCAUCAACCAGAUCGUUGACCCUUGGGUGUACAUCAUCUGUCGAGUGGUCUUCAGGUCACGCGUGUGGAAGUGCUGUCGUCUGGCCCUAGUGGGCCGCGGGUGGUCCAAGAGGUUUGGGGAGAGGAACUCUGCAUCCUUCAACUUCGCCUCCUUCCUCCAGGCCCGUAAGCUCUCCCGCAACCAUAGUCCCCCCAGGGAUGACCAGCCAUCACUCAGGAAAGGGAGUGGUGAGCAGGUGGAGGAAGAAGGUACCUCCAGACUCCACCCCACCAAGACCACCAGAGUCCCAUCCCUCCAGCGGUCCUACUACAGCGACUCUGGCACCGGGUCCUUCUCAGGAGUGGAGGUCCCCCUCAUCGAGAGCCCCGGGAGACACUCCUUGAGCCCUGACAUCCCCCUGCACGGACGGAAGGCCACCACGCUGCAACAUUCCCUGGCCAAGAGUCUCUCCGUGGUCAUCCCUAUCCCACUCUUCACCAGCGAGCAGUAUAGGGUGGCGGGUGGCGGCGGCAGGGAGGCCCCGGGGACCUCGCGGGACACCAAUCAUGGCUACGACAUCCUGGAGAACGGAGACACUAAGGGAGUCCUGCAGGUUAUCUCACGGCCGGUGCAUCGCGUUGCGUCCUCCCCAACCACGCAGGAUCACGCUGCGUCACCAUUCCUAGCCAUCCAAGGUAACGACGUGGGAAACGGCGUGCUGAGGAGCAACUCGUGGAGCUGCAGGAGUGAACAGCCUGCUUGGCCGCAGUACCGGACGCAGAGUACGCAGACUCUCUCGCUUCACCACUACCUGACGGACGACUUCAUGCAGGAACCCUCGUCAGUCCCCAAGAUGCAGGGCCUCUCCGUCAGCGGCAACCUACAGUCUGCCUCAGAUAUUCCUCCCUCACAGACAUCAGUCAAGGACUGCACCUUACCAGACUCCAUUACCUACCCUUCCCUUCCCCCUCCCCCAUACACCAAGGCAAGGGACGCAAGGGUCUAAGUGCUCUCUCCA
Procambarus clarkii (red swamp crayfish) is the source of this 3837-nucleotide messenger RNA. Its product is annotated as prostaglandin E2 receptor EP4 subtype. Gene Ontology annotation, biological process: inflammatory response; adenylate cyclase-activating G protein-coupled receptor signaling pathway; positive regulation of cytosolic calcium ion concentration. NCBI's taxonomy places the organism in Eukaryota, Metazoa, Arthropoda, Malacostraca, Decapoda, Cambaridae. The record is from RefSeq and is a predicted model, not a curated record. Gene Ontology annotation, molecular function: G protein-coupled receptor activity. Gene Ontology annotation, cellular component: plasma membrane.